This is a messenger RNA of Synchytrium microbalum, 423 nucleotides long. RefSeq lists its product as uncharacterized. Bases 1 to 423 code for a protein of 140 amino acids. Gene Ontology annotation, cellular component: cytosolic large ribosomal subunit; ribosome. The record is from RefSeq and is a predicted model, not a curated record. Gene Ontology annotation, biological process: translation. The transcript has 4 exons. Lineage: Eukaryota; Fungi; Chytridiomycota; Chytridiomycetes; Synchytriales; Synchytriaceae. Gene Ontology annotation, molecular function: large ribosomal subunit rRNA binding; structural constituent of ribosome.
AUGUCAGCAAGAGGACGAAGUGGUUCAACAGGUACCAAAUUCAGAAUGACUCUGGGUCUCCCAGUCGCUGCCGUCAUGAAUUGUGCAGACAACUCAGGUGCCAAAAACUUGUAUGUUAUGGCUGUCAAGGGAAUUAAAGGUCGUCUGAAUCGUCUACCUGCUGCCGGUGUCGGUGAUAUGGUCUUGGCUACCGUCAAGAAGGGAAAGCCUGAAUUGAGAAAGAAGGUUAUGCCCGCUGUCGUCAUCAGACAACGAAAGCCAUGGCGCAGAAGGGAUGGUGUAUACCUUUACUUUGAAGACAACGCAGGUGUGAUUGUCAACCCAAAGGGUGAAAUGAAGGGCUCUGCUAUUACUGGUCCCGUUGGAAAAGAAUGUGCAGACUUGUGGCCCAAGAUUGCUUCUGCAAGUGGUACCGUCGUUUGA